UCACUGACACUUCCCAUUCGGCCCAAUAAGCCAGCAAAUCUUGAAAAUUUACUCAACGUGACGCCAAAUAUAUAAUGUAAAAGAGAGAGCCUGUCCCAUCCACCGUUCACUCCGUGGCAUCGAAUUGGAAAGGACUCCUGUGCAAAAUGGUCAGCCAGCUGCCCGCGCAGUCCGCUCAUCUAGUCAAGCUCGCUCCCGCCGACCAGGUGGCCGUUGCCGUGGUCACUAACCUCCAGAGAUCCAGUUCGAGCUCCGCCCGCCGGAGGCUAAUCUCGGCCUUGUUCGCCAGCGACCUGGGCACCUACGUUAGACGCCUGUUGGCCCACGUGGCGAGGAAGUUCUGUGCGCUCUUUCGCCCGGACCUCGGGCUCACCUACAAGGAUGUGGCCGUGUCUCCGGUAAUGGCCCAGAGACUGGCCGCGGUAGGCCGGAAGACGCUGAUCCUCGACCUAGACGAGACUCUGGUGCACUCCUGCUACAGCGAUCCGGAUACCCACGACAACGUGGGAUGCAACAUGUUGCCCGAGGGCGCGAAGCCUGAUUAUGUGCUAAGCGUGUCGAUUGAGGGUGUCGAGCCGAUCUCCUUCCGGGUCUUCAAGCGACCGCAUGUGGAUGAGUUCCUGGACUUUGUGUCCAAGUGGUACGACGUGGUGAUCUACACGGCCAGCCUGGAGGUCUAUGCCGCCCAGGUGGUGGACCUUCUGGACGCGGGUCGGGGCAUUAUCCCGCGCCGCUUCUACCGGCAGCACUGCCGCAACUCCACGCCGUUAAUCGCCAAGGAUCUCACCCUGGUCAAUCCGGACAUGAGCGGCACCUUGAUCAUCGACAACUCGCCGUAUGCGUACCGCGAUUUCCCGGACAAUGCCCUGCCCAUCAAGACGUUCAUCUACGAUCCCGAGGACACGGAGCUGCUCAAGCUGCUGCCCUUCCUCGAUGCCCUGCGCUUUACCAAGGACGUGCGAUCGAUUCUCGGUCGGCGAGUUACCCGCUCUACGAUUGUCCGCUCCACGACUUCAUCAACAUAUCGAUGAAACCGAACGGCUUCUUCCUUUUUAAAAAAUUUCUUAAAGUGGCAAGUUUGUCUACAAAAAUUAAGCAUUACUAAAUAAAGCCGACCCGUUGUAUUUGUA
Messenger RNA from Drosophila biarmipes, 1130 nucleotides. RefSeq names its product CTD nuclear envelope phosphatase 1. The transcript has a single exon. Lineage: Eukaryota; Metazoa; Arthropoda; Insecta; Diptera; Drosophilidae. Gene Ontology annotation, molecular function: protein serine/threonine phosphatase activity. The coding region runs from base 147 to 1031 and encodes 294 amino acids. The record is from RefSeq and is a predicted model, not a curated record.